UGGGAAAUGAAUUGUUUUGGCAAAAUAUUACCAUGAAAUUCUUAUUCUUACAUUCCAAUUGGCCUUAACCUUAACGGCCAUUUCCGGCAAAUGUAUUUUUUUACAACAGUUUUGCGGUAAUUUCACGUAAAGAAAUCGAGUCCAACAUGAAAGAAGAACGCAACUGAACUGGAAUACUUGUCAAAUCGCUCAGGAUUUUACUGCGGGGCGGUCUCACACCAGCGACCCGUCCCCACAAAUCACAAGCAGCGUCGUGGGCAGGAUAUAGUCCACGUGGCGUCCACCUGCGCGGCAAAAUCCGAUGGCGCGCGCUCCCCAUUGGCCGGCGACAUAUCCACCCUAGCUCCCCGGGGAUUUCCCCAUCCUGUGGCCGCGGCGCUCCGCGGCGCCACGAUUAAAUAUCAACUCGCCCGCCGUGACCGUCCUGCUCGCUCCCGAUCACACCGUCCGCCACCGGAAGAGAGAGCCCCCCUACGACGACGACGACCAUGGCGCUCGCCUCCACCUCCGCCACCGCGUCCGCGGCCGUGCUCAAGACGCCCUUCCUCGGGGCGAAGCGCGCGCUCGCCAAUGCCGUCGGCGUCGCGGGCGCCAAGCCCGCGCCGCGCCGCGCGCUCGUCGUGUCGGCCAAGAAGUCGUGGAUCCCGGCCUUCAAGAGCGACGCCGAGUUCAUCAACCCGCCGUGGCUCGAUGGCUCGCUCCCCGGUGACUUCGGCUUCGACCCGCUGGGGCUGGGCAAGGACCCGGCGUUCCUCAAGUGGUACAGGGAGGCGGAGCUGAUCCACGGGCGGUGGGCGAUGGCGGCGGUGCUGGGGAUCUUCGUCGGGCAGGCGUGGAGCGGCGUGCCGUGGUUCGAGGCCGGCGCGCAGCCGGAGGCCAUCGCGCCCUUCUCCUUCGGCUCCCUCCUCGGGACGCAGCUGCUGCUCAUGGGCUGGGUAGAGUCCAAGCGGUGGGUCGACUUCUUCAACCCGGACUCGCAGGCGGUGGAGUGGGCCACGCCGUGGUCGCGCACCGCCGAGAACUUCUCCAACGCCACCGGCGAGCAGGGCUACCCCGGCGGCAAGUUCUUCGACCCGCUCGGCCUCGGCGGCGAGACCAGGGACGGCGUCUACAUCCCGGACACCGACAAGCUCGACCGGCUCAAGCUCGCCGAGAUCAAGCACGCCCGCCUCGCCAUGCUCGCCAUGCUCAUCUUCUACUUCGAGGCCGGCCAGGGCAAGACGCCGCUCGGCGCCCUCGGCCUAUGAGCAAUCAACCCCGCUCUCGCUCGCCAUGGAUCUGACACACAGAGUUGGGUUUCGCUUGCAUGCGCGCUUCGUGUUUGAUCGCUAGCUGUUGCAUCGAUCGGGCGCGUGCAUGGGCUCGGAUCGAACGAUUGGAGGUCGGAGGAGCAGUAGCAAAAUGUAUCUUGUUGUGUUCGUGGCCGCUUUUGGGUUGGGUGGUGUGCGUGAACCAAAUGGGGGAAUUAAUCAAGGAGUUAUUUUUUUUUAUUUUUCUUCCCAGUGUAUGUACCAUAUGUAAUAUAUAUAAUUAAGGCUGCAGGAUGAGCAAGGAUAUUUCAUUGAUCUCA
Oryza sativa Japonica Group (Japanese rice) is the source of this 1570-nucleotide messenger RNA. RefSeq names its product chlorophyll a-b binding protein CP24, chloroplastic. The record is from RefSeq and is a predicted model, not a curated record. Lineage: Eukaryota; Viridiplantae; Streptophyta; Magnoliopsida; Poales; Poaceae. Gene Ontology annotation, biological process: photosynthesis, light harvesting in photosystem I; response to light stimulus. Gene Ontology annotation, cellular component: membrane.